Molecule: messenger RNA, 4806 nt
Organism: Culicoides brevitarsis
Lineage: Eukaryota; Metazoa; Arthropoda; Insecta; Diptera; Ceratopogonidae
Gene: Uggt
Product: UDP-glucose:glycoprotein glucosyltransferase
Exons: 5
Coding region: 159-4697 (1512 amino acids)
Cellular component (GO): endoplasmic reticulum
Molecular function (GO): UDP-glucose:glycoprotein glucosyltransferase activity
Source: RefSeq, a predicted model, not a curated record
AAUUUCAUUCAAAGUUGACGUGGUGUAUUUAUUUUUAAAUGAACGAUAAAUACAUUUAUAAUUAAAAAAAAAAAAAAAAAAACAAUAAAUGUCUCAGUGCUCUUAUAUGCAUCUAUAAAAAUAUAACACUAUCACUGAAUGUCAAAGCUCGAUAAAAUAUGAGAAAGAAGUUUUUGGAUAUAAUUUGGUUUGUUUGUUUUAUACAAACAUUCAACUUUGUUGCAGCAUUAAAUUACCCGGUCUUUACACACAUUAAUGCCAAAUGGAAUUUUACACCGGUUCACCUGGAAAUUGCGGAAUUCCUAGCUGAUGAAUCCAAUGUACACUAUUGGGAUUAUGUAGAAGCUUUAAAUCAGUUAAAACCGGAAAUAUUAAAAAUAGAAUCGGAUGAAAAACAAUAUGAUGCAGCCAUUAAAAUAGCAGAAAACAUUUUACCUGAGGGACAGAUGAGUUUGCUCAAGUUGGCUUUGUCAUUAAAAACUUACACACCGUUGGUGUAUGCUCAUGCUCAAAUUGUCAAUGAAAUUCUUAGAGGUCAGCCAUGUGAAGAAGAAGCUUUUGUGCAAAUUGGAGAUAGUAUUGUAUGCGAUUUGCAAACAUUUGAUACAAAGAUAGAAGAUGUAUCUGAGAAUUUGAGCUUAGAAUUAUUUAGUUUUGAUCACAUUUAUCCUAGUUCUGCAGAAAAUAAUAUUACAGCAAUCUUAUACGGUCAAAUUGGGACAAAAUCAAUGAAAAAUUAUCACAAUAAACUAAAAACUUUGUCUGAUAAAAAGCUUAUAAAAUAUGUGAUACGCAACUAUGUGAAACACAACAGUAAAAGAAAAAUUCGUCUUUCUGGUUAUGGUGUCGAAAUGCAUUUAAAGUCUACAGAAUAUAAAAGCCAAGAUGAUUCUCCUAAACCAAAAGAUGAAAAUGUAAAAGAAGACAAUGAAGACACGGAAACUGAACUUGAAGGCUUGAACUUUGACACUUUAAAGCAGAGAUUCAGUGGAUUAUCACAUGUUUUAGAUACAUUUCGAUCUCAUUUAAUAGAGAAACAUAAAGAAGUAAUAAUCGCACCCUUGAAAGCUUGGGAGCUACAAGAUCUCGGUUUGCAGGCGUCUGAGAGAAUAGCAUCCAUUCAGGGUGACGAAGCUUUGCAUGUUUUACAAAUGAUUGCACAAAACUUUCCUCUGCAAGUAAAAAGUUUGCUUCACAUACCUGUAACCGAGGAGCUCAAAAAUGAAAUGAAACAUAAUAUUGAGGUGUUUGGUCGAAAUCUAAAUCUUCAGCCGCCUGAUGCAGCUCUCUUUGUAAAUGGGCUAUUCUUUGACGCUGAAACCCUUGAUAUUUUUACGUUAUUAGAUACAUUGAGAAGUGAAAGCCGAGUCCUAGACGGACUGUUUAAGUUAGGGUUUAAAGGAAAAUCUAGUGAGCCUUUGUUAGCUCUAGAUUUGUCUUCAUCCGCUUCCAAAGAUUUUGCAAUUGAUAUAAGAGACUCGGCUAUCUCUUGGAUUAAUGAUUUAGAAAAAGAUAAUCAGUAUCGAAGGUGGCCUAGUAGCGUAUUAGAUUUACUUCGGCCCACAUUUCCUGGAAUGAUGCGCAAUGUUCGGAAAAAUUUAUUUAACUUGAUUAUAGUAUUUGAUCCUUUAACCACUGAAUGUCGUGAUUUGUUGAAAUUAGCAGAAAGCUUCGUUGUCCACACCGCACCUGUACGCCUGGGAUUAGUGUUAGCAGCUACAGAAAACAAUAUAGAAAACGAAGUAUAUAGAUCAAUUAUUUGUGCUUUUAAUUAUGUAUCUCAACAAAAAAGUAUGAGAGAAGCACUUGAAUUUCUCACAAGCAUUUUCUCCUCUUUAAUGCCUAAUGCGGAGGUUUCAAUGAAAUCUAUAGAAAACCAAAUGACAAAAACUUUUCCUAAAAUAAAUUAUGAUUUGGUAAAAGAUAUACUAGGAGAAGACUCAGACUAUGACUAUGGAAGACAAUUAACAAAGGAAUUUAUUGCUCGAUUAGGUACGAAUAUAUUACCUCAGGUGCUACUGAACGGGGUUCUUUUGCCUCAAUCGUCAUUAAAUAUAAAUGAUUUUGAAGAAGCAGUUUUAACCGAAAUUAUGCAGCAAACUCCAAAUAUUCAAAAAGCUGUUUAUCGCGGUGAAUUGGAUGACACAAUGGUUGUUAUCGACUAUCUAAUGUCUCAGUCACACGUGAUGCCAAGAUUAAAUGAAAGAAUUUUAAAUACAGAAGGUCUAAAAUUUUUGGAUUUGACUGGAACACCUUACAAACAUCUAGAAAAUGUCAAAGCCUUAUCUGAGUUAUCAGAUUCUGAUAUGACUGCUACAUUAAUGGACAAUCUUAAAUACUUUGAAACAAAAUCUUCUUCUGAAAAUUUUCUUUCUAAUCCAAAUAUAUACUUUCAUUCGCUAUGGGUUGUUGGUGAUUUGACUACAAAACAAACUAAAGAUAUAUUGAAAAAUGCUUUGAAAUUUAUGAAAUCAACGGAAAGUCUACGUGUCUCUUUCAUUCCAAAUGCUGAUAAUCUAAAAAAGGAUAAUAUUAAUAAUUUGGUAUGGUCCGCUGUAAACACAUUGAACGGCGAAGAAGCUAUCAAAUUGGUACUAAAAUUAUUAGAAAGUGAAGAUUUAACGACUGUGGAUAUACCUGAAGACGUCAAAGGGUUUCUUCGAUCAACCGAAAUUCAUUUGAAAAUGUUGCGAGUGUAUUGUCAGCGUAUUUUGAAUUUAAAGUCGUCGGCAAGUGCGUUAGUACUCAACGGGAAAGUAAUGGGACCACUAGAUAACAAAGAAAUAUUUGAUCUCGAUGAUUUCGGCCUAUUAGAAAAGUUUAAUAAUUUUAUAUAUGUUGAUAAAAUUAGAGCUGGCUUAAAAGAAAUUGAUGAAGUUUCAACAAUUCGACUAACAUCCGAUGUACUUCUCAAAUUGAAUGCACUUCUAAUUCCACGGCAAAGUGUCAAAACCCGUUAUGUUUUGCCGAAUUCAUUAAGAGAAGAUAGAACUGUGGUAAAGCUACAACAUAAAAGAGAAAACGCACCAAGCUUUAGCAUCGUUGCUGUUCUUGACCCUGUAUCACGAGGAGCUCAAAAGCUAUCUUCCAUAUUGAUUUUACUUCGAAAAGUAAUAAAUUGUGACAUGAAGCUUUUUUUGUGUGCUAUUGAUAAGCACAGUGACAUGCCCGUGAAAAAUUUUUACAGAUACGUAAUCGAAUCUGAAUUAGAAUUUAGGGAGGGAAAACUGUUAGAAGGACCUGCAGCUAAGUUUAUUGGUUUACCCUCAGAGUCAUUACUCACCCAAAACCUAAAUGUACCAGAAAACUGGUUAGUUGAGAUUACACGUAGCGUAUAUGAUUUGGAUAAUAUUAGGUUAUCAGAUAUCAAUGGACCUAUUCAUAGUGAAUAUGAACUUGAACAUUUACUAUUGGAAGGGCAUUGUUUCGACUCUUCAUCUGGCGCACCACCUAGAGGAUUGCAGUUUGUUUUAGGUACCAGAGACCAAAGCAAGUAUGUAGAUACAUUAGUUAUGGCAAAUUUGGGAUAUUUUCAAUUAAAAGCCAAUCCAGGAGCAUAUGACUUGCGAUUACGUCAUGGUAAAAGUUCAGACUUAUAUGAUAUUACGCAAGUCGAUGGUGCAAAUGUCAGACAUUUUUCGAAUCACACGAGGGUAGUAAUUAUUAAUUUGAGAUCCUUGGUUUUAAAGGUGCGAGUAACAAAAAAGCCGGGUAUGCAUGGAAUCGAUUUAUUGUCUGAAAAUGAUGAACCUAGCAAAAACGGAAUUUGGAGUUCAAUUGCAAAUACUUGGAGUGGAGGGGAAACUGAAUCCGAAACUAUUAAUAUUUUUAGCGUUGCAAGCGGACAUCUAUAUGAACGCCUUCUCAGGAUAAUGAUGUUGAGUUUGCUUAAGAACACCAAAAGUCCAGUAAAGUUUUGGUUCUUAAAAAAUUACUUAUCUCCGCAGUUUAUAGACUUCUUGCCACAUAUGUCUAAACACUAUAAGUUUCAUUAUGAGUUUGUUCAAUAUAAAUGGCCAAGAUGGCUCCAUCAACAAACAGAGAAACAACGAAUCAUUUGGGGCUAUAAAAUUCUAUUUUUGGAUGUACUAUUUCCACUGGAUGUAAAGAAAAUUAUUUUUGUCGAUGCAGACCAAAUAAUAAGACACGACAUCAACGAACUAUAUAAUUUUGAUUUAGGUGGUGCCCCAUAUGGAUACGUUCCAUUUUGUGAUUCUAGGAAGGAAAUGGAAGGAUUUAGAUUUUGGAAAGUAGGUUAUUGGAAAAAUCAUUUGCAAGGACGGCCAUAUCACAUUUCCGCACUGUACGUAGUUGAUUUGAAACGUUUCAGAAGAAUUGCUGCCGGUGAUCGAUUACGUGGCCAAUACCAGGCACUGAGUCAAGAUCCAAAUAGUUUAUCAAAUUUAGAUCAAGAUUUACCAAACAACAUGAUUCAUCAAGUUAUGAUCAAAUCUCUUCCACAAGAUUGGCUGUGGUGUGAGACUUGGUGUUCUUCUGAAUCGCUUGCAACAGCUAAGACAAUUGAUUUAUGUAACAACCCACAAACUAAGGAGGCUAAAUUAACAGCGGCUCAGCGAAUCGUUCCAGAAUGGAAAGAUUAUGAUGCAGAAAUCAAAAAUUUGAUGACAGAGAUGGAAGAUGUAACAAUAGAUGCGGAACAUUCCGAGAAACGCCAACAUGAUCCUACAGAAUUGUGAUUCUUUAACAUUGACUUCGAUAGCGAAUUAGGCGAACGUAGUUUAAUUUAAACAACAAAAAAAAAAUACUAAUAAUAAAUUAAUGGUCUUAAUUAAUAAGACACUUAUC